Molecule: messenger RNA, 375 nt
Organism: Medicago truncatula (barrel medic)
Lineage: Eukaryota; Viridiplantae; Streptophyta; Magnoliopsida; Fabales; Fabaceae
Product: protein FAR1-RELATED SEQUENCE 5-like
Exons: 1
Coding region: 1-375 (124 amino acids)
Source: RefSeq, a predicted model, not a curated record
AUGGCUUCUUCAAAUGAUGAUUGGAAGCCAAGACUUGGAAUAGAAUUUGACACUAGAGAAGAGGCUGAACAGUUUUAUCUUGCUUAUGGUUUACGUGAGGGCUUCAGAGUUAGAGUACGCUUUACAAACAGGAAGAAAGACGGUAGUGUAUCGUCAUGUAGGUUUGUUUGUUGUAAGGAAGGAAUACGGAAGAAAGAGGAUAAAUGUGCAUAUGAAGGAAAAAUUCGGAGAGGAGAGACUAGAACGAAAUGCUUAGCAAGAAUUACACUUUCAAGUAAAAAUGGAAAGUUGGUUAUCAAUGAGUUUGUAGAAAACCAUAACCAUGAUCUACUAAAUCGAGAGACAACCACAUGCUUCGAUCACAUAGAAAGAUAA